Molecule: messenger RNA, 2045 nt
Organism: Hypanus sabinus (Atlantic stingray)
Lineage: Eukaryota; Metazoa; Chordata; Chondrichthyes; Myliobatiformes; Dasyatidae
Gene: lrr1
Product: leucine rich repeat protein 1
Exons: 5
Coding region: 249-1526 (425 amino acids)
Molecular function (GO): protein binding
Source: RefSeq, a predicted model, not a curated record
GAUAUUACAUUGGAUGUGGACAGUCAUAUGUUUUGCAAACAAAAUUGAAGUCUUGUUUAACCAGUCUCUGCGAACUAUUGUGAACUUUAGUAAUCAUUAACUCAAUAAGGGACGUAUGAAAAAAUCGUUUGCGAGGAUAUGUUAUAGGUUUAAAUCCUGUUUAUAGUGCUGACAAAACUAAAGCAACAUCGAAGUACAAUAGAAAGUGUGUAUAUUUAUUGGAGAUUGGGAAUGGCACUUACCGGAAUAUGGAUACUAUGAAGCUCCAGUGUGAAGUGGAAGUCAUCAAUCGGAUGCUCCCAACCUUCGGUAUGAGGAACAGAGGGAAGGGCAACCGAGCAGUUCUGUCAAUAGGAAAACAAAAUGAUCGAGGCAUCAAAAACAACUCGGCAACCAUUCAUCUCUUGAUUUGUACAAUAAAAGACAAAUCGGGCUGUAAAUAUAAGCUGAAAGAAAAUAUAGAACAGUUUUUCACUAAAUUCGUGGAGGAGGGAAAAGCUACCAUCAGACUCAAGGAGCCAGCAGUGGAUGUCUGUCUAAAUAAGGCAGAUGUGAAUAAUUUGAGGAACUUCCUUUCAGCUUUAAGGCUGGCUCACCGAGGUAGUGAAAUAGACAGUAUAUCACUGUCCAACCUGACUCCAGUGAAAACCUCUGAAGUCGAAAAACCAAAAACCAAAAUGGUAAUAACAUCAAGAAAGGAUUAUCCUAUUACUACAAAUUUUCCAUACUCUCUAGAAUUUCUGCAGGUUUCCUUCUGCAAACUGGCACGUGUAGAUAUGCGAAUGCUUUGCCUACGAAGACUACGGAAACUAGAUCUUAGUAAUAACCACAUACGCAAACUUCCAGCUACCAUUGGAGACCUUGCUUGCCUAUCUGUGCUUGUUUUGCAUAAUAACUACCUGGAAACAUUCAGCAUCGGAUUGUGUAAUUCCACUUUGCAAAAAUCACUGCAAUUUUUGGACUUGAGCCACAACCAUUUACGAGCUCUCCCUCUUCAGUUUUGUCAACUGCAAGAACUCGUUCAUCUAAAGCUGGACGAUAAUGAGUUAGUCCAACUUCCUUACAGGAUAGGACAGCUAACUAAACUGCGCUUCCUUACAGCAGCACGCAACAAGUUGCCUUAUCUUCCGUGUGAUUUCCAGUUGCUGUGCCUUGAGAAUGUGGAUCUAUUUGGAAAUCCCUUUGAACACCCCAACCCUCUCAUUCCAACAAUACAUUUGCAGAUACCAAUGACUCUAUUAGAGUCUGCAGCAAGAGCAACAAUAAAUUACAGAAUUGCGUAUGGGCCUCAUGUCCUUCCAGCUCACCUGUGUCAAGAUCUGGAUUUGUUUAAAAGAUGCCUUUGCAGAAGACCUUGCCUGAACUCUUUCAUUCAAAUUGUCGUAAAUCUGAAUUUACAUCAGGUGUCCCAUACGGUGGUCCUGGUGGACAAUAUGGGUGGUACUGAAGCCCCAAUUCUCUACUAUUUCUGUUCUUUAACUUGUUACUCUCAGUUCCUUGAUAAGUAUCAACAACGUAACAGAUAGUCAUGAAAUGUUCAAGUUAAAUGGUAAACUGUGGAAUAUUCUGCCAACAUUAAUUUUUAACAAUCUUAAGCAAUGCAGUAACUUGAUGUACAUGUUAGCUGUUUUUCUAAGAUACCCAGCUUUGCUACAUACUACUUUGGUGAGUGAAGCUGAACAAAAUGUACAUUCUAGAACAUCGUGGCAAGGUUUUGGACUACAAAACUGAAAACAGUAUUUUUGGGACAAAGACAUUAACUUUAAAAGUUCUAUAUUUUAGGUCUUGAGUUAAAAUUAUCUUUAGCUGUUUGGCUACUAUAUUUUGUAUGUACUCUGGAAAAUUUUUGAUAGGAAAACUUGCAUUAGUAAACAAAGCAAUUUAAGUAGACCUUGAGACUAGAUUAAGUCAUAGAUAAUUGAACUUUAUAGAAAAAAUUGCACAGCAGUAUUCUGUGUAAAGAGAUCACUGUUUUCUUUUUGCAAUUCUUAAACCUAAAAUACAGUAUAUGCAUCUUUUUAUUGAGAAGACAAAUGUUUAAUGAA